This is a messenger RNA of Adineta steineri, 540 nucleotides long. Lineage: Eukaryota; Metazoa; Rotifera; Eurotatoria; Adinetida; Adinetidae. The record is from the annotation of a GenBank genome assembly.
AUGAAAGCGAAGUAUGGAAAUAGUGCUGGUCGUCCAAUCAAACGAAGUGAGAAUGUCAUUGCACCUCGUCAAAUGUCUCCGGUUCAAUUUUGGAAUACAAUAGAUAUUCAUGAUGAUACAGAAGAUUUAAACAAAAGCAUGCAGAUUAUAAAGAACGAAUUGAUAGACCGGAACGUUGAUCUAGAAUUAGUUAGAAGUUCAUGGAAAAAAACAUUAGUUCAAAGAAGAAAUUUUAUCAGAAAUCAUACAAUAAACGAAGUUCUUGAAGAAUAUCCAGGUUAUUGGUAUACUUCAUUGGAACCAUUAUUGCCACGACCAGCUAUACAAAUAACAACAGAUCAGUUUAUUGUUUUUUUAGAUUACGAAGUUAUUAGUAAAACAUCAUCAAUUGAUCAAGCUUUAUGUGUUAUUAUUUCAUUAUAUGUUAUAUUUGAAUUACAAUUUGGUAUACACAAUCGAAUUAUUCAAUUGUUAUAUGGUAUUCUAUUAAAACAAUCUGGAGCAUUAACAAAACCACUAUGCAUUUUACUGAAUCAAUGA